UUACAAGUCAUCAAAAUUCACAUCUUACAGAUCAUCAGAGUACAUAACGUGGAGAAAGCUUUCAGAUGUAAUGACUGUGGCAAGGCCUUUAGUGUAAAGGGAACCCUUCUUUUAAGUCAUCAGAGAAUCCAUAGUGGAGAGAAACCUUACAAAUGUAAUGAAUGUGGUAAGGCCUUUCGACAAAAGUCACAUCUUCGAAUUCUUUGGAGAAUUCAUACUGGAGAUAAACCUUUCAAAUGUAAUGAGUGUGGCAAGUUCUUUAGUCGUAAUUCAUAUCUUAUAAAUCAUCAGGGGGUACAUAUUGUAGAGAAAACUUUCAAAUUUAAUGAGUGUGGCAAGGCCUUUAGUGUAAAGGGAGCCCUUUUAAGGCAUGAGAGAGUUCAUACUGGAGAGAAACCUUACAGCUGUGAUGAGUGUGAAGAGGCCUUUUGUCGAAAAUCACAUCUUCGAGUUCAUUGGAGAAUUCAUACUGGAGAGAAACCUUUCAAAUGUAAUGAAUGAGGCAAGGCCUUUUGUCAAAAAUCACACCUUCGAGUUCAUUGGAGAAUUCAUACUGGAGAGAAACCUUUCAAAUGUAAUGAGUGUGGCAAGAUGUUUAGUCGGAAAUCAAACCUUGCAGUUCAUAAGAGAAUUCACGCUGGAGAGAAACCUUUCAAAUGUAAUGAGUGUGGCAAGGCCUUUAGUCGAAAAUCACAUCUUUGAGUUCAUUGGAGAAUACAUACUGGAGAGAAACCACUCAAAGCAAUAUGGUUUGCUAAGUCUCAUUUUUGAAGAUCAAAAAUGUAGAACAGUGAGAAUUUAUGUUGAAGAGCGAACUUUCAAAUGUAAUGGAUGUUGUAAAUUUUUACAUCAAGUAUGCACACCUUUGGUGUUGAGAGCAUUCAUACAGGUCAAUAUAUAUACACAUGGAAGCUCUUUGAAAUAGUGUGUCCGUAUGGUUCACCCAAGAACACAUAUUUGGGAGAAUUCUUAAAAAUUUAAGGCAUCUGGUGAAUAUUUUGAGCAAUUCUUACAACAGCCCAUACACUAGAGAAUGCAUACUAGGAAUAAAUCUUUACCUCUUUGAGAUAUUACAUACAGCAGAACCAUGACAAGUCACCCGCUGUUAAAACUUAUGACAUGAUGUGUAUUUUGAGGAAGAAGGACAUGUAUGGAAAUGGCCCAUUGUCUUCAGUGUAUAAAAUAUUAAAUUAUUUGAUUUUUCUCAAAAAGCAUACAUUACUAUUUGUGCUUUUCAAUCUGAAGUUUGAAGUAAUAGGGGAGAACAGAGACUUCCCUAGUGGGCCAGUGGUUGAGACUCCCUGCUUCCAAUGCAGCAGGUGUGGGUUUGAUCCCUGCUCGGGGAACUAAGAUCUCAAAUGCUGCAGGGU
Molecule: messenger RNA, 1370 nt
Organism: Delphinapterus leucas (beluga whale)
Lineage: Eukaryota; Metazoa; Chordata; Mammalia; Artiodactyla; Monodontidae
Source: RefSeq, a predicted model, not a curated record